Molecule: messenger RNA, 10334 nt
Organism: Nasonia vitripennis (jewel wasp)
Lineage: Eukaryota; Metazoa; Arthropoda; Insecta; Hymenoptera; Pteromalidae
Product: low-density lipoprotein receptor-related protein 4
Exons: 25
Coding region: 400-6627 (2075 amino acids)
Molecular function (GO): protein binding; calcium ion binding
Source: RefSeq, a predicted model, not a curated record
AGUCGAUGCUGGAAACUCGCGUCGCGCGCGUCGCUUUUCUCCCGCGUUACCCUUAGCCAACAAUAGCCACACGCACAGACACACACACACACACGCUUAGCGGACAGAACUCGCAAGCUUCGGUCAUGUCGCGACGACAGUGAGACGCAUUGCGUAUACAAUACAACACAAGGAAGACAACAUCUUUCGCUGAAAGCAUGAGAACUGGCUCAGCGAGGGAGACGCAGCUCGCGGCCGUCUCGGUCGGGGGCUGAGAGCAGUGCGCUCCGUGCCGAGAUUGUCGGAUUAAACCGAGUGCUCGCGCUUGUGCGUACCUGGACGAUUCAUCGGAGCUUGCAGCAGCUGACUCGUCAGCGCGAUUCUAUCACACAGCGCUAGCUGGCGGUCGGAAGAGGCAAAAUGAGGUCGAACGCUGCUGCUGUUCCUCGUCGCGACCUCGUCGUCCUGCUGUUCUGCGUCGUCUUUGCCCUGCUCGAUGAUGGCAGAGCGCAGACGGAGCCGUCGACGCAGUCGUCGGUGAACAGAGGUGCGGCCCGGCAAAUGUACGGUAGCGGCAGUCUCCGACAGAUGGGCAGUGUUCCGAUACUCGCUAGUACCACCGAGAUGUCAUGGCACGGUAAGGAGAAGGAGGAACCGAAAAACGCACUUGGACGCAACGACGACUACACCAAGGGACACGAUCAUCCCACCGACGGCCAUCACGGCGAGCAUCCAUACGAGUCGGGUGGCUUCGGCUACGGCGGCUACAACGGCCGUCAGAAGACGCACCAGUUGCCACCGGACUUUUACGGACCAGGUCGACUGCCCGACGGUACAGGCGACGAGUCGAGCGACGUGCCGAGUUACAGGAACGGCGCACGACCUCAGCCCGGAGGCACUUACGGUCAAGGAAGGCAUGGCAACAAUGGAAGAGGAGCCGAUGGUUUCGGCCGCGGUGGUCUCUACGGAGGAUUCGACGGAGGUUUCGAGGAGGCUGACCGUUCCCGAGUACGGCCAGGUCUCGAACGAGGUCACGGAUUAGGGAUGCACGGCGAGGCUAGCGGCGACCGCAAGACUCUCGUCCAGGAGCUCGAGGACGAGAGCGAUGGCAGAAUCGAGGCACCCUCGGCUUGCGGUCCCAUAUGCACCAGCGACCAGUUCCUCUGCAUCAGCACUUGCACCUGCAUCGCUCGCGAGAAUCGAUGCAACGGAGAAAUGGAUUGCGAAAACGACGACGACGAGCUGAACUGCGAGGGCUACGAGGGUCACCACUUAAACGAGACCUGCCACGGUAAGCGCUCGGUUCGCUGUCCCAACUCCGGGAAAUGCAUCGCCAAAGAGUGGCUCUGCGACGGGGACAACGACUGCGGCGACUUUUCCGACGAGUCUCAUUGCGGGCCGCAAAAGAACUGCACUGCGGAGCAGUUCGAGUGCAGGAACGGACUGUGCAUGCCGCAGAACUGGGUCUGCGACGGCGAGAACGACUGCAAGGACUUCUCCGACGAGGAGGGCUGCAGCAAGCGAAAGAUAUGCUUCGACAGCGAUUUCGUUUGUCUCGACGGCAGCUGCAUUUACGACGAGUUGAGAUGCAACGGACAGAAGGAUUGCGCUGAUGGAUCCGAUGAAUUGAAAUGCGAACUGCUCGAGGUUCAGUGCAAGGAGAAUCAAUUCCAGUGCGCUUAUCCGAGAUGCAUUUCUCAAUCGUACAGAUGCGACGGAGAAGACGACUGCGGCGACGGAAGCGACGAAGAAAACUGUCCUACGGCUGGAGACAACAGCUGCAGUACGAAUGAGUUUAGAUGCGCGAGUGGAAGCUGCAUAAGCAAGAAGUGGGUCUGCGACCACGAGAUCGACUGUAAAGACGGCGAGGACGAGAUGGACUGCCACUAUCCGGCUCCGGAAACCUGCGCCUCCAACGAAGAGUUCACCUGCUCGACUGGAGUUUGCAUUCCGCGCACGUGGGUCUGCGACGGUGUACCGGACUGCUCGACCGGCGAGGACGAGAGGGGUUGUCAAAUGGGCUGUGAGCUGACCCACUUUCUCUGCAAGACUCCGACUUUGGCUGUUAACGAUACCAAGCCAAUUCCGGGACACUGGAUGCUACUCAACCCGCGAGAUCAACACCGCGUUUGCGUCAGUAUGAAGCACGUUUGUGAUGGCGUGGCUGAUUGCCCAGAGAAAGAUGAUGAGGAAAAUUGCCCGAAGAAGGUGGAAUGCACGGAAAACGAUCAUUGCUCUCAGCUGUGCGUGGUGACCAGUGACAAUCAGAGGGCCUGCUCUUGCGACCCUGGUUACGUUCUCGCGAAGGACAACAAAACCUGCGAGGAUAUCGACGAGUGCAAAUUCGAAAAAGAUCCAGUCUGCAGUCAAGUGUGCAAAAACACCAAGGGUUCCUUCGUCUGCGAAUGCGCCCCUGGAUAUGUCUUGCGACCCGACCUACGAUCAUGCAAGGCUUUAGGAGCUAAUCCAACCCUACUUCUUGCGAACAGAGUCGACAUUCGACAGGUCAGUAUCACCGGCCCGAAAUAUACCUCCGUUCUCAAAGGACUACACAAUGCCAUCGCUCUAGACUACCACUACAAACGCGGUCUCAUUUAUUGGUCUGACGUAUCGAUGGAUGUCAUCCGCAAGGUUUACGUCAAUGGAACUGAUGCCGACGAUUUCAUUCGCUGGGGACUGGAAAGUCCUGGUGGAAUCGCCAUCGACUGGAUACACGACCUUCUAUUUUGGACUGAUUCCGGUACUCGACGCGUCGAGGUGAUUACACUGGAUACACGCGUGCGUCACGUACUGGUUUCCAGUGACCUGGACAAACCUCGAGCUAUCGCCGUCCAUCCACACUACGGCUACGUUUACUGGACUGAUUGGGGACCCAACCCGAAAAUCGAGCGCGCCGACAUGGACGGCUCGAAACGAACAGCCCUGAUAACCGACAACAUCUACUGGCCCAACGGAUUGACCAUCGACUACAUAACCGACCGCAUCUACUGGAUCGACGCAAAGCACCGCGUGAUCGAAUCGGCGAGCAUGCGGGGCGACGAUCGCAAGAAGGUCGUAACCAGAGGUCUGCAUCAUCCGUUUGCCAUCACCGUCUUCGAGGACGCGGUCUACUGGACCGACUGGCACUUCAAGAGCAUCUCUCUGGCCAACAAGAACAACGGCCGCGGCUACAAAACCAUCCAUUCGGGCUUACACUUCCCCAUGGAUCUGCACAGCUAUCAUCCGCAGCGUCAGCCCGAGUACAUCAAUCACUGUGGCGAGAACAAUGGCAAAUGCUCGCACAUGUGUCUACCCAACAGUAUGGGCUACAGCUGCGUCUGUCCUGUGGGUCUGAAGAUCAAGAAGGACGGAAAGACCUGCGCCGCGAGUGCUGACAACCUCUUACUCUUCGCUAGGAAAAAGGAUCUCAGACUGAUCAGUUUGGACCAGUCGGCUAAGGCCUUUGAUAUCGUCAUACCGGUUGAUAACGUUGAGAGCGCGGUUGCACUUACUUGGAACGCGGAUGACGAUACGAUUUACUGGACCGAUGUCGAGGCUGAUACCAUCUCAAGAGCUAGCAUCGGAGGGACCAAUCAGCAGGCUAUUAUCCAUCACAAUCUAGAAUCUCCCGCUGGACUUGCCAUGGACUGGAUAACCAAGAAACUUUACUGGACCGAUGCUGGGACAAACCGAAUCGAAUGCUCGAAUCUUGAUGGGAGCAUGAGAUCGCUCUUGAUCUACGAAGGACUCGACAAACCAAGAGACAUCGUGGUUAAUCCAAUUUCUGGUCAUAUGUUCUGGAGCGAUUGGGGCGAAAAACCGAAAAUUGAAAGAGCAGGGAUGGAUGGAUCGGACAGGCGAGAUCUGAUCAGUACGAGCUUGACGUGGCCGAACGGUUUGGCGAUAGAUUUCGAGGAGAAACGUCUCUAUUGGGCUGAUGGCGGUACCAGCAAAAUCGAGUACUCUGAUCUUGAUGGGAAGCACAGAACCACGAUCAUCCAAGCACCCGAUACGAAACAUCCCUUUGGACUCGUGAUACACAAAAACAAAAUUUACUGGACCGACUGGGACACGAUGAGUAUUCACCGAGCUGACAAGGAUACCGGCAAAAGUGUCACGGUUAUACGCUCAGGGAUCACGGGUCUGAUGGAUGUUCGAGUUUUUCAUCGAAAUCGGCAAAUGGUCGAGAAUCCCUGCAGUCGCAACAAUGGGAAUUGCUCCCAUCUUUGCCUCCUAGCGCCUGCGCCCAAACGGUAUCGAUGCGCUUGUCCAACUGGCUUGAUUCUCAAUCCCGAUGGAAAAACUUGUCCGGAAAUGCCAGACAAAUUCCUGCUCAUGUCCCACCGAAUCGAUAUUCGCGUCCUUUCUUUGGACACCAACUACACAGCCGAUACGGUCUUACCUAUUGGUCACAUGAAGAACGUAAGUGGAGCUGACGUGGAUAUGGAAACUGGCCAAAUCUACUGGACCGAUCCUGGCCAGCUGUUCACCAAAGUUAUCAGAAAGGUAUCGUUCGAGGGGAAAAACGAGGACACGGUAAUCGAUGGAUGCAUCGAUACCGUUGACAGCCUCGUGGUCGACUCCAUCGGACGAAAACUUUACUGGACAGAUGUCGGGUUGAACAGCAUCGAGGUCAGCGAUCUGGACGGCAAGAACCGUAAGGUCCUCGUAUGGUCUGGUUUGGACAAUCCAAGAGCCGUCGCACUACACUAUCCAGCAGGUCUUCUUUUCUGGUCGGACUGGGGUCACAACGCUCGAAUAGAGCGAGCCGACAUGGACGGCGAGCAUCGCGAGGCCGUUAUAACCGAGGGCUUGACGUGGCCCAAUGGUCUCUCCAUCGACCUGUUCGCCGACCGGAUCUAUUGGAACGAUGCCAAGAAGAAGGUCAUCGAGAGUUCGGAUCUUCAGGGUCAGGACCGUAAGGUCAUCGUGGAAAAGGUGGAACAUCCUUACGGAUUAGCUGUCGUCGGAGACUUCAUAUACUGGAGUGACUGGCAGGAGAAGGCUUUACUGAGAGCAAAGAAGUACGACGGAAAGAACAAGAAGAUCAUGCUGUCGAACCUUGAGGGCAUUAUGGACCUGCGCCUGGUCGACAAAAAAAUGGUUCGACCCGAAAAUGCCUGUGGGGACAACAACGGCGGCUGUUCUCACUUGUGUCUCCGAAAUCCCACUGGAUACAGCUGCGCUUGUCCAACCGGUAUCAUUAUAAACGACGACAAAAAGACUUGCAACAGCACUCCAACGAAUUUCCUACUACUGGCGACGAAGAAGACGCUGGUUAGGAUGUCGCUGGACACUCCCGAGAUGUGGGAGGUGCCGUUGCCAGUCAAACACUAUCACAAUGCCUUCUCCGUUGACUUCCACUGGGAGAAACAGCUGAUUUUCUACACCGACGUUGAUGUCAAGGUCAUCAGGAGGAUCAACAUGCGCGACUUCAGUGACGACAAGGUCGUGGUCUGGGGUUUGAACGUUUCGACCCCGUUCAGACUCGCCGUGGACUGGCUCGCAGACAACAUGUACUGGACUGACUUGAAGCACCGGAUGAUCGAAGUUUCCCGGCUAGACGGUAGCUGCCGAAAGAAGCUCAUCGAGAAUCUGAAGGAACCACGCUCGUUGACGCUAUUCCCAAGAGAAGGCUACAUAUACUGGGCCGAGUGGGGUGACCAACCAAGAAUCGGUCGGGCGAACCUCGACGGUAGCAAUCGCAAGAGCAUCGUCUCGACGGAUCUCAGUUUGCCCAACGGACUGUCCAUCGAUUACGUGGCCAGAAAGUUGUACUGGGCCGACGCGCUCAAGGACAGGAUAGAGAUGUCCGACCUGCACGGCAGGUAUAGGAUCGCCCUCGUACCCGAAGCCGUCAAUGCCUUCGGCUUGUCUCAGUACGGAAACAACAUAUACUGGGGCGACUGGUUCAAAGAGAUGAUCGAGCGAGCCGACAAGCGGACGGGGAAGAACCGCAACAAAAUUCGGACGGCUCUGGACGGAACGACGGAGAUCAGAGCCGUCUCAGCAGAACGGCAAACUGGCUGGACGCCCUGCGCCGUGGAGAACGGCGGCUGCAGCCAUCUGUGCUUCUUCGUUAAGAAAAGCUACACCUGCGCCUGCCCCGACCAAGCAGACUCCAAACCCUGUUCUACUGAGCCGAAGAAGCGAAUACCGCUGCGAAAACCAGGGACGGAGCACGAUCCGAACUACGACGACAUAGACGACGAGGACGUGCCGCCGACGCCGAAAACUUCGGGCGGCGGUAGCAAUCGCAACCGCGACGGCAAACUCAACGACUACAACCGGGCCAACGGCGACACGAUAAGCCUGCACACGAUGAUGAUGACCACCUUCAUCCUGCUCGUCAUCACGGUUGGUAUCAUCAUCGUCAUCAUCUACCUACAGUGUCCGCGGAAAAACAAACGCGAGGAGUACAUGUACAAUAGCCGACGCAACGUGCUCACCUUCUCUAAUCCUAACUACAACGCGUCGGCCGGCGCGGAACUCGCCACGCCGGCGACCCAGCAGCCACAGGAUAAGAAAGGCUUCAUCUGGAAGAGACUCAAGUAUGACAAGUCGCAGAGGGCCGGUAGCAGCGGCGGCGACGCGAAGCACGAGUGUCCGAUCAAGCUGCAGCAUCUGCCGCUUCACUUCAUCCAGAUGAACGAGACCGAGACUACUUAGUGCCUGCUGGAAGAGCCGCCGAGACGCUGCUCGAUUUCGACGAUCGACUCAUGCUGAUCAUGGGAACAAAGGAACUAUUAUGCAUAAAUUCGCGUUUGAAUGUGCAGAUACGUGCUAUGAUAUAGGAUGUGACUACGCGAUGAAAGGGCAUAAUAUAUAUAUAUAUAUAUAUAUAUAUAAUACGACGCGACGAUGAUUAUGCUGAGAUUUUUGCUUCUAAUUUUACGAGAAUAUAAUACUUCUAUUUAUAUACUAUAGCGCAGUUUUGUACAUCGAGCAGCGGAUGUUCAUUUUGCGCGGUAUAGUGUGUAAGAUUAAACAAAACAGUGCCAAAUAUUGUUCAUAUCUGUAUACGUGGCGAAAUGAAAAUCCUGCUGCGAUGACGCUUUAGAGAUCGAUAUAAAACUGUGCGCACGAGCGCACACGCUUCUGCGCGAAUAUUUUUUGAUGAAUCGUUUUGUUCGAGUGGAAAACGGCCGAAUAUGAUAUACUCGCGGCUGUUAUGUAAAUCCGAUAUUUUGAAACCCACUGUAUUUUUAGAUUCGAACAAAACAAGAAAAAAAAGAAAAAAGACUGAAUUUGAUUUGUGCGCUUUUGUCGUGUAGUGCAGAGGCGAAACGAAAGAAGGAACGAACUGAGUAUUAUAAAACAGCAUCGCGGACACUGCUCGUCACCGAUACAUAUAUACAUAUAAGGUGCAAGAUAAAAAAACAUUAUAGUAUUAUACUCGACAAUAUAUCGUAAGUUUCACGGAGAUGUAUGGGAGUUUAGAGAAUAGAAGACUUUUGGUUCCUAUACCGCAUAUAACUAUAGUACUACUUUCGCAUGUAGGCGUUUUUCGGAAUAAAACUGACUUGUAAUUAAAGAACAAAAUAAUAAUAACAAAUGAGAAGCUGAUCCUGUUAUAUAGUAACGACGAGACUAUAUACGUAGAUUUAUGCUAGUGGAUUUUUUUCGGGGCGUUUUCGUUGAGCAUGCGUAUGCAUCGCAUGAAUAAACGAUUAUAAUUAUAAAAAAAGUUAAAAAAAAUCAAUAAACUAAAGAGUCACCCAAAACCCUUUUCCUAAUAUCCAAGCUGCACGCGCGUAAAAAAGACACAUUGUUAUACUAUAUAGUAUAAAAAACAAAACAUGAUAAGCGCAUGUCGAUAACGGGAAAAAAAUCAAUAACGUCGAGGACGGACUGUAUACUAUAUAUAUAGCUGUCCCGUCCUGGUCGGUCAAACGGAAAAAAUUCAAAUGCGAGUCAGGGGCAAUUACUAUAUAACACAUUAGAUAGUCGUUCGAUUGCUUUUGUACAUCGAUAUAUAAGAACUCGUAGGAGCAUAUAUGUAUUAACGAGCACAACAAAGAGAGCCAGAGCUAAUCACACUGUAAUACACGUAUUAUAAAAAAAAUAGCCCAACGCAAAAAGAGCAUAAUUACAACAAAAAAAAAUACGAUAUCUUCGCAUGUAAACCGAAAGAGAAUAAGAAAUGAAAAAAUAAAACAACUAAACGCGCGUUGUAGGAGCGAGUGUACGAAGACAACGGGCAGUCGUCGAGCCCGGAGGUCGUGUCACUGAUACCACCGUCGGCUACGCCAAGCAGCAGCCGAGCAGCAUCAGUCACGCCGUUGGAGUCGUCGCCGCCAGCCUCGAAGCACGUGAGUUUCCAGCGACUCGAGCCUUCCCUCGUCGCAGGACCGAAACCUCGACCGAUCGUCUGAGACACGUCCACGAGCGGCCCUUCACCCGGUGCUGCAGCCGCUACCGAACGAAUCUGCCUCCUCCACAUGUAAGCCGAUGAUGCGGCCAUCCUAUACUGUAUUGUAGACGAUCGCCUGCAUCAACCGCGAGCUGUACUGAUCAUGUGCGAAAAUGUCCACUCUUCUCGCUGCUCCGAUCCGAAGACUCUGUUACAUUUAUAUAUGGUCCUCGGGAGCAGCGAGAGACACGUGCGGAUAUACUAUGUACUUUCUAUAGGGUAACUUUGGUUCUAUGCUCUGGUUACGAUAAGAAUCUUUUUUUUCUAUAAUGAGUUGCCCGUCUGCGCAUAUUACGAUGGGAUUCGUACACGGCAGCGCAGGAUGAACAUUGAAUCUCAAAGGUGGUAGCUGCUCUCUUCUCCUUUCGUCGACGGAUUCGUAAGCUUCGCUAUUCGAAAAGAGAAGAAGGAAAGAUACGCAGACCCAUUGUGAUACGCGCGACGACUGCUAUUUGUACGAGAAUCAGCGGGAGAUGAACGAUGUAGUCACGGUGUUAAGUACUGGGCAUAAUACGAAUUUAUAUGGUGGUAUAAUAACGUGUACUAUCUAGCAAAGUUUAUUCGUUUCUAUGUAUCGAGAGCAUCGACGUGCUGCGUAGAAAAGAACAUCCACGUAUGAUUAUAUUCGUAUGUAUAAUUAUGAUUCCAGUUAUGUCAUAUAGUAACGGAGAAUAACAUUAAAUGCAGCUUUUUGUUUCAAGACUGAUAUAACCACGAUACGUUAUUAUACUUUCGAUUAAACUUUAGAGCGCGAGAGCGUUUGAAAAUUAAGAAUAAUAUACGAUCGCAUCGCGUCGAUGCAUAAUUCAGCCGUCCCAGCUGGUCUAGGACUGUCCGACGUAUAAUGAGCGAAGAGAGCAAGAGCUCGAGGCUAAUUUAGAUAAAGCGAUGGCACUGCGAAUGCUUACUAUAUUCUCUCAUUAGAAGCGUACGUGCGCCGGGGGUCGCUGUAAUUAAAUCCGUCGCGCAUUAAUUUUAGUAGAAUAAUAAAGAAAGAGAAAAAAACGAGGACAAGAGGACAGCGACUGUGUGCGACCUUUAGGGAGAGGUAGAGAAAAAUCGCGCGACUGAGUUUCUCGCGAGGCGCUGCGAUGUGUGGCUUUUAUUUUUUUACGUAGCACGACGACGACCACGACGACGACAAAGAGGUCGGGAGUAUUUUCUACGCGAUAAUGAAGUCCGGGGCUAAAUAAAGUUAAUCGAGACGCAUACGCCCAUACGCGCUAUCGGUUAUGAUAACGAGGAGAAUAUUGUGGUGAAAAGAGGUGAAAAGUUGAUAUUUAAUUGUAAAAGAAAAUAUGUAAGCUAGUAUUAUUUUAAUAACGCCAUUAUAUGCAUUAUAUGUAAUACGACGGGAUUAUGAUAUCGUUGUUUUCCUGUAUACUAUAUAUGCCAGUCAACAUUUUAAUGAGACGUAUACCGAGUGUUAGAGACGGUUAAUUAAAAUCGAGGAGUAAGUCAACUAAAAUACAACACGAGGAAUAUAACUGCACGGCGAAAAUCGACCCCUUUUUUAAGAGGAAAGAAUAAAGCGCACUUUCAUCUCAGUAUACUUAAACGCACUAGUCUUAUGACGAGAAAGAAACAAAUUUCGCAUGUGUUAUUGCCGUGAAACUUUCGUUGCGAAUGUUCGACCCAGAAUACACGAUCUAUCAGGAAAUAAAACUCUGUUAUACGAUAGCGAUCACAAUUAUAUCGCGUUACAUUUACGCGCAAAGCGUUUUCGAACUGGACAUACAGUUUACAAUAAAGCUCCAAGAGAUUUACACGAGACUCGUCGCGCUGCGGGAGAAAAGAAACGAUUUGCAUAUUAUUAUACACGUUUAUCGAUGUAGAUGUCUUCGAACGACAGGAUUGCAGCGUUUUUUCAUGCUCAAUUAUAUAGUGUAUAAUCAUCGUUGAAAUAAACUACAUAUUGAAUUUCAUUUCAAAGAUCGUUAUGUAGAUUCAUGAAGUAGAUUUU